GCGGGCGCAGGCAGAGCGCACAGAGAAGGUCCGCGGCGGGAUCUGUGUUGCUGCGGCGCCGGCGAACCCCACACAGGGCAGCCGCACCCACAGAGCUACCUUCGCAGUGCGAAGCGCACAGCUCCGAGGGACGGACUAGUCCUCGCUUGCCGCACCUCAGCUGCACUCCUGGUCGGGAGGUCCGGCUCCGGGAUCUCCGGACCUGCCAGGUGCCCUCGGCUCCGGAGGGGCGCGCGGCAGCGGCGCGCGGAAUGGCUUCGGCGGGCAGCGGUAUGGAGGAGGUGCGCGUGUCGGUGCUGACUCCACUGAAGCUGGUCGGGCUGGUGUGCAUCUUCCUGGCGCUGUGUCUGGACCUGGGGGCCGUGCUGAGCCCGGCCUGGGUCACUGCUGACCACCAGUACUACCUGUCCCUGUGGGAGUCCUGUCGGAAACCCGCCAGUCUGGACAUCUGGCACUGCGAGUCCACGCUCAGCAGCGAUUGGCAGAUUGCUACUCUGGCCUUACUCUUGGGUGGUGCAGCCAUCAUUCUCAUUGCAUUCCUGGUGGGUUUGAUUUCUAUCUGCGUGGGAUCUCGAAGGCGCUUCUACAGACCUGUUGCUGUAAUGCUUUUUGCAGCAGUUGUUUUACAGGUUUGCAGCCUUGUCCUUUACCCAAUCAAGUUCAUUGAAACUGUGAGCUUGAAAAUUUAUCACGAAUUCAACUGGGGUUAUGGCCUGGCCUGGGGUGCAACUAUAUUUUCAUUUGGGGGUGCCAUCCUUUAUUGCCUGAACCCUAAGAACUAUGAAGACUACUACUGAAACCAAGUCUCAUAUUUAGAAAAAAAAGAGAAAAAGAAAAAGCAACCAUCCAACAAAAGAAUUACACCUGCAUCUUUUCUAACUUUUUUCUAAAACACUUGUGGAGCAUUAAGUUGUUUGCUCAUUUGAUUUAAUAUCUUUUUGCCUUUUGGCUGUCAAUAUCAUAACCAGCCUUUUCAUCCAUUUUAGAGACCUACACAAAUUAAGAGAGCUGAUUAGACAUAGGCAAAUGCUGCAAACUUCCAAUAUGUUCAUGUCAUUUUUCUUGACAAGUGAAGAGUCUGUGUGACAGCAACUAUUGUAAGAAACUAGUUGGAAUGAGAAUUUCCUGAAUCUCAUAUUGCCUGCAGGGAAUUGACUAGUAUAAGCAACAUUUAGAAAUUCCCUUGCUAUGAUAAGGAGUCCACUGCUAAAUCCUACAUCAUUUGCUUAUCCCACCCAAUGACUAUACUGGUUGUUGGUAAUUGAGUGAGUGAGCUCUUGAAAAGUGAACUGCUUUUCAGUAUCUUAUAGUUAUUGUGAAUAUAAUUGGUUAAGGAUACACAUUCCACUUUCAAGAAUAUUUUUUUAAUUGGAGGCUAGGCUUUGGCAAUCAGUAUCUCCUUUGAAAGGAAGUCAAGACUUGGAGACAUGUGCUCUUCUUACAUGGUUAGAAACUGUGCCUCAAACUUUUCAAGAACAAGAGAAAAUUGAGGGUCUCUGCUUUUCCUAGGGCAAUCAGAAAGAAAUAUGCAUGAGUUGCAUUUUUACCCUUUAAAUCAUUUACAAAAUAUUGCAGCAAACAACUGUGCAUAUGUAACAAACUUAAAUAUUUUUAUAGAAGUUGAACCAUUAGUAUAAAUGCUAAUAAGUUUUUCCCUAACCCUGCACAUGCAUUUACCAAUUACACAUAAAGUUAAUAUUUGCUCUGGUGAAGUGGUUUGAACACUAACCUUGUACUCAUUUAGAAACUUAGAUUGGUUUUCAUAUACAUUUACCAUAUAAAAGUACAUAUACCUUAAAGCAUUUGCUCUAUGUUCUCUACUGUUUCAGUGGAAAGUAUUAAUAGUAUUGUCUACUAAGAAAAAUUGAAAUGGUGUUAAUGUGAAAAUGAAUGAUUCUUCCCUAAGCACUGUAGUUCAAAUGAAAGCAGCAGUUAGGUUGAUAACUUUGUGUAAAAUUCUUUAAAGUACAGGGCUGCUAUUUCUUCAAGUAUUUCAAAUGUCUGCAUUUAAAAAGAUAGUGAUAGAUUCAUAUAAAUGUCUCAAUGUCUUGGUAGAGGAAUAGAAUUCAUUUGGUUAUCACCUGGUCCUCUGGAAUUAACUGAUGGGCUGAUUUGUAUUCACAAUUAUGAUGAAUUUAUGUUAUGGGAAUUAUUUACUUACUAUUCCAAUGGCAGAAAAUAUCAAUAAUAUGAAUAAGUUUGCAGCUAAUCUCAUACUGCAAGCACAUUAUUUCUGUUUAAUAUACAAAUUUGAAUAGUUUAAUUAUAAACCUAUUUUUAUAGAAAUAUACAAUUCUAAUAUAAAAGUUAUAAAUAAUUAUUUUUGUUAACAGUGUCACUAAAACAAUGUUAUUAUGGUUUGACCCUCUUGCAGAAAGAAGCAUUGGCAAAAAAAACUUAAAACAUUUCCAUUUAUUAUUAUAUUGCAAAUCCAUUGCAAGCAAGAUCAUAUCAAGAAUAUUUAGUAAUUUGCUUCACCUCCCAGAGUUCUGCUUUUAACUUGUCUUAAAAAUAGUUGCCAAAAACAACAGCCCCCACCCAGUGAAACUAUUUUAUUAUUCAAAUGCCAAAAAAUCCACUUAUAUGAUGAAUUUUAUACAGAAUCAAAAAAUAAAUGUGAAGUACCAGGUUUAUUCUUAUUUUAGUAAUUUUAGACAAAUGUGUAUGCUAGAGAGAAUACUUUAUAAAAGCAUAUGAUUCUAUAAAGAAUCAUAAGAAACUUUGAGUGGAAUUUUUCCAGAAAGAUACUAUUAUUAUAGAAUGUUUAGAAGCAAUCUUCUUAGGGACUAGUAAAAUGUAGGGCAGAAUUGAAGUUAAUUGCAUAUUUUAAGAACAGCAGAAGAAAUAAAAUAUUUGAAUUUUGGUUACCAAACACUGUUGUGAGAAGAUCUCUUUAUUUCUAUAUAGUUAAAGAACAGUACUUUGGUGAUGUUGUCAAUUAGGCACUUUUCUUGGACAUAGUAGUAGAGGAUGUGAUGUGCUAUUAGAACUAAUAUCAUAAUUGUGUCAAGUUUUCAUUUCCUGUCAAUAUGACAAGCUAGGUAAUGACAGAAAACACUAUAUAUUGAGGCACAUAUAUUUGCAGUUUACUGAGAAGAUUUCUUCUAUAUCUUUCCCCAGUGAAGAACCAGCCCUAUGUUACAUUUCUACCAUCAUUAAUAAUUGGAAGUGUUUCAUUACUAACAAAGCUCAGUACAACAGGAAACUUAUUGCUCAUCAAAAAUAUUAUUUUUGUCUUUCAGAAUAAACACAAGUGAAGUUUUACCUACAUUAACAUGUUUUUGCAGUUUUGAGUUUGUUACAUUUUUUCUGUAAACUGUUAACCACAACUCCUUGUUUAUUUUAGAGAGAAUAUAUAUAUAUACAUAUAUGGCAGAAAAGUACUCAGCAGGGCUAGUUAUUCAGAUUUCUUGCACAAGUAUUUAGCUUUUUGUAAGUUCAACAUGUAAAUUUUAAAGACAUAAAUAUAGAGACACCUAUGUGUUUGAAAUAUAAAUGAUAUAUAUGGAUUAGCAUGUACCUGUAUAUUAUUAAAAAAUGCAAUGAACCGAUUGGUAAGUGAUGUUUAACUGUAUGGCUAGCAAUGUAAUUUAUUCAGACUGUAUUUUUGUACAGAGCAGUGCAUACUAACCUAUGCCUCUGUGUCCUCUUUAAUGCCUAAAACUGUGCCUAGAAAUUUCAUCUGUCUUAAAAAUAAAAUAUGCUUCAUGCUGUUUAUGCUAUUAAUUUCUCUAUUGCUAUUCUAUAUUUAUUAUUUUUGACUAUAUGACAUGUUUAUUACUUAAAUAUGAAUUUAUGGUAUCCUGGUUACUUUUUAUAACAAUCAUCUGGGGGAAGCGUGUUUAUCACUCCCAUGAUUUUGACUUUGCAGUUCCAUGAUCAGUUCUUCAUUUCAUGAUUUUUGUAGUUGACUUGAAGUUAUCUAUGUGGAAAAAAUAAAAAUAAAAGUGGAUUAACUGA
Messenger RNA from Octodon degus (degu), 3960 nucleotides. RefSeq names its product transmembrane protein 47 (gene Tmem47). Bases 252 to 797 code for a protein of 181 amino acids. Gene Ontology annotation, biological process: cell-cell adhesion. Lineage: Eukaryota; Metazoa; Chordata; Mammalia; Rodentia; Octodontidae. The record is from RefSeq and is a predicted model, not a curated record. The transcript has 3 exons. Gene Ontology annotation, cellular component: membrane; cell-cell junction.